GGACUACCGUCCAGAACCAGGGACAGCUCUCAGUACCCAGCCAGGAUGAUGAGUGCAAGCCCAGAGAGGAUCUCUUCUUACCGCCGGCACUUUGAUGAGUUCGGCAGCAGCUCAGUGGUGAGACUGAGGGUCAGCAGCCCAUCCCCUCCCAGGCAGAGAAGAUCAGCAAGCUACAGUCGGGAGACCUGCGAAGAGUACACUGUGGGCAGGAGGGCAGCUUCAGCCACCCGCCGACCCCGCAGUAUGGUGGCCUCUGGUUUUGGGGCUGUGGUGGGGCAGCUGGUGGACCUGGAAGCCGCCAGUGCAGCCAACCAAGAGUUCUUGAGCACCAGAAGCAGUGAGAAAAAGGAGAUGAUUGUUCUCAACGAUCGAUUGACCAAGUACAUCGAAAGGGUGCGAGAUCUGGAGCAACAGAACGCCACCGCCCAGGUGGAGCUGGACGCGCUCCGCAGCCGCUGUGUCCGGCCGUCUGCGCUGCGUGCGCUGUAUGAGGAGCAACUGCGGGACCUGCGCCGGGAGGCAGAGCAGGCUAAACUGCAAAGGGACAUAGCAGUGGCUGCCAAGAAAUCAGCGUCUGACCAACUCACUGCUAUAAAGAAGCACUACGAAGAAGCAGUUGAGGGGAGGAAAAAAGCUGAAGGGGACCUUGAAGCUUUCCGCCCUGAUGUGGAUGCAGCCACUGCAGCUCGAAUAUCACUAGAAAAACAGCUGGAGACCCUGGAAGCAGAGAUUGCCUUCUUACUGAGAGUUCACGGGGAGGAGACUGAAGAACUGAUGAAGCGCAUCUACAAUCUGACCGCCUCCUGUGAUCUCUCAUUCUCCAUCCCAGACUUCGCUGCUGCUCUAAGGGACAUUCAGACAGAAUAUGAAGAAAUUGCAGCCAAGAACCUGCAGGAGAUGGACGAGUGGUAUAAAAGCAAAUUUGUUGACUUCAGUCAAGCUUCUACAAAACAUGUGGAAAGAGUGAGACAUUACCGAGGAGACAUGGCAAACUGCAAGAGAAGCAUUAAAAGCAAAGAAAUGGAGCUUGAAUCGCUCAAGAACAGAAAUGCCAGUUUGGAAGCUCAAGUUAAGGAAACUCAAGAAAAGAACAGGAAUGAGAUAGAAGAAUUACAGGAGAAAAUAAGAACGUUGGAAGAGGACUUGAAGUCACUGAAGGAGAAGAUUGCUUUACACAUGCGGGAAUAUCAGAAUUUACUAAGUGUGAAGAUGGCAUUGGAUAUUGAGAUAGCCACAUACAGGAAACUCAUUGAAGGGGAGGACAGUAGACUUGGUGCUUCUGUGGGUGGAGUGUUCACCCAGAACAAAGUGUUAUCAUCCCUGCAAGUGAGCUCUUCUGAGACCAUCUCCAAACACCAGUGUGUGGAGCGCAACGAGAGGACAACAGUGCACCUAAGCUAAGAGUGACAAAGAGAAUGUGAAAGGACUGAAGGUGCUUCUCCCAAAGUGUUAUGGGUUGUGUGCUACCAAAAUGAACUGGAGGGUCAGUCCAUAUGAAGCAAAGAUCAGUGGCCACAUUACUGCUAGCGCUAUUGCAUUAUUGUAUUAGUUAAAACUGGAUCCCAUUGCAGCUCCUGGGGCGAUUCUCACAGUGAAUAACAAUAAAAACAAAAACAAACAAAAAAAAAUCCACAAUGGCUUGCUGAAUAAAGUUUCUAAGCAUU
Messenger RNA from Spea bombifrons (plains spadefoot toad), 1664 nucleotides. Its product is annotated as desmin-like. The coding region runs from base 46 to 1401 and encodes 451 amino acids. NCBI's taxonomy places the organism in Eukaryota, Metazoa, Chordata, Amphibia, Anura, Pelobatidae. The record is from RefSeq and is a predicted model, not a curated record. Gene Ontology annotation, cellular component: intermediate filament; sarcolemma; cell-cell junction. The transcript has 11 exons. Gene Ontology annotation, biological process: skeletal muscle organ development.